CUUAACCCAAAGUUUGUUGGGAGAAGUAGUUGGUUAGAAUCAAGUUGAAGCCUUGACUACACUACAAUACACCAAACGCACCUUCCUCAACCCCUUGCGAAUUCGCGAUGGCCAUGGCAAUGGCGAUUCUCUUCAUAAUCUUCCCCCUCGCCUACUCCAUUCCCUUCAUCGUCCUCCAUGGAAUUGGAGACCAGUGCUCCAAUCGUGGAGUGAAAACUUUCACUGAGGAAUUGAACAGCUUCUCGGGUGUGAAAGGAUACUGCAUUGAGGUGGGCAAUGGGUCAUGGGAUUCAUGGUUUCUGCCUUUGACAGAGCAGACUAAUAUUGUUUGUGAAAAGGUGAAGCAAAUGAAAGAAUUGAAGGGAGGAUACAACAUUGUUGGGCUCUCACAAGUUAAAAACUUUAUAUCCUUAGCAGGCCCUCAUGCUGGUACUGCUUCAGUUCCUCUGUGUGGUUCUGGUAUCUUCUGCAUCCUUGCAGACAGCCUCAUUAAGGGACAAGUUUACAGUGACUAUAUUCAAGAACACUUAGCUCCAAGUGGAUAUCUUAAAUUACCAAAUGCUAUACCCGAUUAUUUGGAGAAAUGUAGGUUUCUCCCAGUGCUUAACAACGAGAUACCAAGUAAGAGAAAUUUCACUUACAAGGAAAGAUUUAGUAGCUUGAAGAAUUUGGUACUUAUCAUGUUUGAGCAAGACACUGUUUUGAUACCAAAGGAAACUUCCUGGUUUGGAUAUUACCCAGAUGGCGAAUUCAACCCAGUUUUACCACCUCAAGAGACAAAACUUUACAUUGAAGACUGGAUUGGUUUAAGAACACUGGAUAAAGCUGGCAGAGUCCACUUCAUUAGUGUUCCGGGAAAACACCUUGGAAUCUCCGUGGAAGAUAUGAAGAAACAUGUAGUGCCGUACUUGAAGGAUCACUCAUCGAAGGAAGAUUCCACCAGCAAGGCUGGUUUCUCGAGAAUGCGAAAAAUUAUAUCAGAGCACUAAUGAAGCCGCCUUGUCUCGAACGAUGGAGGUAUAACCAUCAGCUUAAGCAUAAGUAAAUAGAUCAUUGCCAUACUGGUGGCCUUACAUUGUACAUCAUACAAGGUUUCAUUGUUAAUUGAUUGAUUGGCAACAACGAAGAUCAGCGUCUAACCAAAAGGGAAGUCAUCCUAUUAUACUUGAUGAUUGUUGUACAACAUUUGAAAAAUUGUAGGAAAAUGUGUUUGAACUGAUAUUUGCACCAAA
Arachis ipaensis is the source of this 1232-nucleotide messenger RNA. The record is from RefSeq and is a predicted model, not a curated record. Lineage: Eukaryota; Viridiplantae; Streptophyta; Magnoliopsida; Fabales; Fabaceae.